GAGCCUACCUCAGUGUUGCCAUCUCAACGAGGUUUUAAAUUAGCCUCUUUAAAUAUCAAUAAAUUAAUCACACACAUAGAUCAACUUAGAAUUCUUCUAGCGUAUAACGAAAUAGAUAUUUUAUCGAUUAAUGAAACUAAGCUCAAUGAAACUAUUAGCGACAAUGAGGUCAACAUCUCUGGCUAUGAUAUAAUUCGACGUGAUAGAAUUACAAACGGUGGAGGAGGAGUGUGUUUCUAUGUGAAAAGUUCAAUAAAUUUUACCAUACGAAAUGAUUUAAACAUGGACACUCUUGAAAAUCUAUGUCUGGAAAUUCAAAAACCUAGAUCUAAACCGUUUGUUGUUGCCACGUGGUAUAGACCACCUGAUUCUCCUAUUGGUAUUUUUUCACCUUUCGAAACUUUAAUUGGGAAACUCGAUUCCGAAAAUAUUUAACAAUUAGUUCAUGCGUCAGCGUGCGUAUGUCGAGAUAUUGAGCACGCGGGAAGUUUGGAGAGCACGAAAGAGGCGUAAGAGUUGCACGAGGCGCAGCCGAGUGCAACUCUAGCCUCUUGAGUGCUCUCCAAACUUCCCAAGUGCUCAAUAACUCGACAUACGCACAGCUGCAGCAUGAACUAAUUGUUUUAUAACAUCAUCAAAGCGAUCAACGCAUCAGUUAACUUAUAAUUUUAUUAUUGUAGGGCGCGCUCAAAGCAGUACGCGUCAAUGUUUACGUGACUAUAUAUUUUUUUCCUCACAGUUAAUCUUAUGUUUUUAUCCUGAAACUGAGAGAAAGUGUACUCUAAAAUGAUUAUAAAAUCCAUAUUUAGGUGCCGGAAAACUAUUAAUUUACCGAAAAAUUGUUAUUGAGAGAAAACAAGUUUGCAAAGAAUGAACUCACGCCAUAGCCCGCACAGCUCGCGGAGAUGACAACAACAACAACAACACUCACCUCUUUUCCUUACUAUCGGUUAACAAAUUCAAACGUUUCCUCUUAAAUUUCCUUAUAAAACACAUCGUAAACGCUUCCUUGUCUAUUGCUGAGUUAUGGAUGAACUCAGGAGACUCAGGAUUGCUAAGCUCACAACCACUCGAGGAAUUACGAAUAGUUUAUUGACGUCAUCAGCGUGCUCAAUAGGAAUAUGAAGCACGCUCGCGCUAUUGAAUUUGAUUAGGCGAAUUUUCUAGCUAUGUUAUAAUGAAUAUUUUCUAAUGGGAGACCUUAACUGCGACAUGAUUGCUACUCGAUAUGACAAUAAUACAUGCAAAUUAAUGAAUAUCACUGAUAUUUAUGGUCUACAGCAACUUAUCACUGAACCAACCAGAAUAACUCCGACUUCUGCAACUUUGAUUGAUGUAAUCUAUACUAAUUGUCCAGAUAAAGUUGUGUGUUCGGGGGUUCGUCAUAUCAGUAUUAGCGAUCAUAGCAUAGUUUUUGCCUAUCGAAAAUUAUCCGUGAAUGGAAUGUCUGGUGGGCACAAUGCUAUAACCUACAGAAACUUUCGAAAAUUUAAUCGAAUAAAUUUUCGGAAUGAUAUUGCAUCUCAUUGUUGGGAUCACAUAUACAAUUCAACUGAUCCCAAUCAAAUGUGGCUACAAUGGAAAUGCUCGUUUCUAUCUAUUGUUAACAAGCAUGCUCCCUUGAGGACAAUGCGUGUUCGCACGCGUAGUUCCCCAUGGAUUACAUCUGAGCUUAAGAAACGAAUGCAUGAUCGGGAUAUUCUAAAGAUUAAAGCAAGUAAAUCGAAUGAUUCAAAUGACUGGUCACUUUUUAAAAAACAACCAAUAAAGUAAAUAGCGAAAUCAGAUUAGCCAAGCAAGCCUAUUAUCAAAAUAGUUUUAACAAGCAUACGGGCGAUUCUAAAAAGACCUGGCAGACUAUCAAUGAACUUACUUCGCGAAAAUCUGGGAAAAAAUCGGUGACAUCUCUGAAAGUAAAUGGAGUAUCAAUAACAAAUCCAACUGUGCUGUCGAACCAAUUUAAUAAUCACUUUGCUACUAUCGGUCCAGAACUUGCUAGCAAUAUUGAUUCCUCAAAUAGUGAUGGUUAUCAAAAGUACCUCACUGGCACAGAUAAACGGUUUCAGCUCCAUCCGACCAGUACAAAUAAAGUUCUCUCACUUUUGAAUCGUCUAAACAAGUCAAAGGCAGCUGGCCUUGACAAGAUAUCUGCUAGGCUCAUUCGGGAAUGUGCAGAUCUCAUUUGCAUUCCUAUCCGUGAUAUUUUUAACCAGUCAAUAAGUCAAGGCAUAUUUCCGGAUGACUGGAAAUGCGCAAAGGUCACCCCACUUUUAAACAAGGCGAUCGGGACGACUUAAACAAUUAUCGUCCAAUUUCGGUGAUCUCAGUUAUGGCCAAGGUCUUUGAAAGAAUCGUCUAUGAUCAAUUAUAUGCCUACCUAGAAGAGCACAAUAUAAUCUGUAAAUAUCAAUCAGGCUUUCGCGCUAUUCACUCAACUGUUACGGCUCUCCUUGAGGCCACGGACACUUGGGCGUACAAUAUUGACCGCGGUAAAAUCAACGCCGUUGUUUUCUUAGAUCUCAAAAAGGCCUUCGACACAGUUGACCAUGAGAUCCUUUUAUCAAAAUUAAGCAAUUACGGCAUAUAUGGUAACGCGCACCAAUGGUUUAAGUCGUAUUUAGAGAAUCGUACUCAAAUGUGCUCCAUCAACGGAUCGCUCUCUCAAAGCUGUUUAUUAAGUUGUGGUGUACCCCAGGGGACGAUUUUAGGUCCAUUAUUAUUUCUGUUAUACAUCAACGAUCUUCCAAACUGUCUUUCAAACUGUGAGCCGAGGAUGUACGCUGAUGACACCCACCUUACGUACGCAGGUGAUAAUGCAGACAAUAUUCAGUUGCAUCUAAAUCAAGAUUUAGAAAAUGUUCACAAUUGGCUGAGAGCAAACAAACUUACUCUAAAUAUGACUAAAACCGAAUUUAUGCUUAUCGGAUCUAGGCAGAGGCUAAGUACUCUCACAGAGUCCCCGACAUUUGCAAUUAAUGAUUUUGAAGUUAGUCAGGUCACUACUGCAAAAUCACUUGGAGUGACCAUCGAUGACAGACUUGGAGUGGCCAUAUCGAGAAAGUAACAAAGAAAGUCGCUUCUGAUAUUGGGGCCAUAAAACGAAUAAGGCACCUUGUCCCUCAGGCGACCUUACAACUAAUAUAUCAAGCUUUAAUACAGCCACACUUUGAUUAUUGCAACAUUGUUUGGGGAAACUGUGGGAUAACCUUACGGAAUAAGGUUCAAAAGCUACAAAACAGAGCAGCCCGUGUUUUGACCUACUCAAGCUAUGACGUAGAUGCUGGUCACCUUUUCAAACUUCUAGGGUGGAAAAACCUAGCUUGCCAGCAACAAUUUCAAAGAGCUACGAUGGUUUACAGGUCUCUGCACGGGUUGGCUCCAAACUAUCUUAGUUCUAAAUUUGAAAGGCGAGAAGUCGCAUAUAACCUAAGGGACUCUGAAAAUAAACUCAAUAUUCCAUUACCGCGCACAAACUAUUACAAAAACAGCUUCAGCUAUAGUGGCGCCAUUCUCUGGAACAGUCUUCCUUGUAACUUAAGGGAAGCAGAGUCCCUUGGGCAAUUUAAACGAUUACUCAAAGAACUGUAA
Porites lobata is the source of this 3588-nucleotide messenger RNA. The record is from the annotation of a GenBank genome assembly. NCBI's taxonomy places the organism in Eukaryota, Metazoa, Cnidaria, Anthozoa, Scleractinia, Poritidae.